Trichoderma harzianum CBS 226.95 is the source of this 1503-nucleotide messenger RNA. RefSeq lists its product as hypothetical. The coding region runs from base 1 to 1503 and encodes 500 amino acids. The record is from RefSeq and is a predicted model, not a curated record. The transcript is spliced from 2 exons. Lineage: Eukaryota; Fungi; Ascomycota; Sordariomycetes; Hypocreales; Hypocreaceae.
AUGAUCUGCCCUCGAUGGACACCUCGAGCGACAGCGACACUCGCUAAUCUCGGCGACAGCUCGAGGCAAUGCUCCUCUCGCCAUGUUCUUCGUCCAAGCAAAGAUGCGGCUUCGAGGCCAAGACGCGGUUUCAGCAUAAUUGGAGGGGGCAACGGAGAUGGUAGCUCGGACUCACCGCCUCACAAAACGUCACAAUUCUUGAAUAACACCCAACGAACAUCUCCUCGUCCCACAGCUGCGUCCACGUCAGGAUCUACCUCCAAUCCACUGCCGAGACGGCGAACAUGGACACCAGCAACAUCUGCAGCUGAUGCUACUGGCUUAAAUCGGCGGCCGCGCGAUCAACUUAACACCGGCGAAGCUCGACGACCUCGUGUGAGCGGGAGAGAAAAAGGUGACAAUAGUGUGGAAGACGAAUCUCAAGAUACGACUCUCCUGGAGUGGCCACAGCUACAGAGAAGAGCAAGAGGAGGGAAACAACAUGGGCAUGCAUGGAAUUCCGGCGUCACCAUCCCAAAGAACCCCUUCUCUCGACGACAAAGCAUACAAAACCCACGAGGCGCCAAGGAAUCGUCAUUUGUCAUGCUCAUAAUAGACGGCAUGUCGCCCAAUCUCAACGCUGCGGACUUUUACCGUAUAACUCCAAAUGAUCUCUCCGAUUGGCAGAGUGUCAUCAAGAAAGUCCAGCAGCAACGCAAGGUAGACACCCUCGAACCGCUCGGCCGCUACUGGGUCACCUUUAGCUCAGGCGAGGCCGCCGCCUCCUACCGUGAUAGACUUGUUCGCCUGCACAAGCUCAACGGCUUCAAGCUCAGGUCCGCAAGCGGUCUAUGGGAAAGCAGCGUCCCGUCCUCCCUCAAAGUUUCUCUCGCAUCGCCAUCAGCGGCAGCGGCAGCAGCAGCAGCCGAAACAAGCGAUGCCCUCACUUCAAACGCACCGAGCACAGAAACCCUAGUGGACCUUGUCAACACUUUUACCAUUUCACCAGGCUCUCAAGCUAUACUGCCUAUACAGCGCAGAAAGGUUUCUCUUUUGCGGCCGUGGACGGAUCGUUUGGCAGGGCUGAUCGAAAACCUCGGGUACGGGGAGCGGCCGUCGACGUUGAUGGUGGACAUUUAUCCGCCCACUUUGACUGCCCAGGAGCUGCACCAGUUUAUCCGUCGAGAUGGGCAAAACCGAGGCCUCCGGUGGCAAGUCUCUCUGCCCCAGCAUCUUAAGACGAGCGGCUCGGAGCGAGGGUCAACGAAGACGAAUAGUACGAAAGAAGUUAGUUGGGAUGAUGAGGUGGAUGAGCAAGAGGGGGAAGAAGACAGGCAGCGAAAUCCAUCUUUUAGGCGUAAUGACCGUGAGACAUUGGAAAAGCUCAAAGGCCGGUUCAUACUCGCGUGCGCCGAUGAGACAGAGGCACGGCGGUUUCAGCAGAGCUGGAAUCGUAGAACGCUCACAACAACGCAGCCGGAGCCGGCAAGGUACUUGGUUCAUGCAUCAAUAAUAAAGUGGUAG